AUGUCAGAGCAUCAAAGACACUCAUCUGAGUAUUCUUCCCAAGGUAGUAGAAGAGAAUCGACUUCGCAUGAAGAAAUCAAAGUCGAGAAUUCAGAUAAGAAGCAAGCACGUGGCCAUUUAUAUGGAGAACUAUUCAGAAAUCCUUGGGCAAUCGUUGGUAUAUUCCCAGCAUUAAUAUUGGGAGCUUCAAAUAUUGUUGUUUAUAUAUUUUUUGGGAACAUUCUCAAUGCAUAUACAGACCAUGCUCUAUCAGUUAAAGCUCAUGAACAAGAUCCAUCAGUGCCAAUUGUUGAUAAGAUGCCAUAUAUUUCCAAGAAUUGCUUAUGGAUACUUUUGAUUGCAAUAUUUUGUGGAUUAAGCUCAUUUUCUGGAAAAGUAAUUUGGGAUAGAUUGGGUUCUAGAUUAUCAACAAAACUCAGAAAAAGAUUGUUUUUUCAGUUGAUGAAGAGCGAAGUAACAUUUUUUGAUGUAACACCAAUUGGUUCAGUCAUUUCAUUACUCUCUGAAGAUUCCCAAAUGAUCCAACAAUCCUUUGGUUAUAUAAAACACCAACAAAUUGAAAACAUCACAAAAUUUAUUAUUGGAAUUGUAUUGGCUUUUGUUUAUAGCUGGAAAGUCGCUCUCAUAUCUUUUUCUUCAAUUCCACUUGCAACCAUAUUCGUUGUGAUCUUUGCUCCAAUCAUUGGAAAAAAGAAUGUAAUUAGAUUUCAAUCUCUAUCAAAAUCAAUAACAUUAGCAGAAGAAUCAUUAUCAUCUAUAAGAACUGUAAGAGGAUACAAUAGAGAAGAUGCCGAAAUUGAGAGAUUUCGAAAAUUAUCUUUAGAAUCUUCAAAAUAUGAGCAAAUAUCAGGAUAUUUAGUAUCAGUAAUGUUCUUUUUAAUCAUGAUUGCCAUAUGGGCUGAUGUUCUUUCAAACUUAUAUUUUGCAGCAACAUUAGUUGAAAAAUCUUUGAAAAAUGGAACAAAAGAUUUUUUAAUUGGAGAUUUAAUGGCUUGCAAUAUGUUUACCGUUUUUGGAACAAUGGGUAUCAUGAUGCUACAAGCAAGUGUUGGUAGUGAACAAAAAUCUAUUGCAGCUGGUGCUCGUAUUCUCAAACUCUGCAAUCAUGUUCCUGAUAUUCCUUUUGAAGGAGGAAUUGACAAAGUUGAAAAUUUCCAAGGUCACAUCGAGUUCAAAAAUGUUACUUUCAGGUAUCCAACAAGGCCUGUUGAUGUGCUUAUAAAUGUUUCAUUUGAAGUCAAACCUCGAACACAUGCAGCUCUUGUUGGACAUUCAGGAAGUGGAAAGUCAACGUGCAUCCAACUAUUGGAAAGAUAUUAUGAUGUUUCUGAGGGAAUAAUUUUGAUUGACGGAAGAGACAUCAAAGAAUAUGAUCCAAGAUUUUUGCACAAGAAGUUUGGACUUGUCAGCCAGGAACCAACCUUGUUUAGUACAACGAUCUCUGAAAACGUGAAAUAUGGUAACCCUGAUGCAACUCAAGAGGAAGUUGAAAAAGCUUGUGAACUUUCAAAUGCAAAGAAUUUCAUUGAAAAAAUGGAAAAUAAAUAUGAAACACAAGUUGCAGAGAAAGGAUGCGCACUCUCUGGUGGACAAAGACAAAGAAUUGCAAUUGCAAGAGCUCUUUUAAAGAAUCCAACGAUUUUACUUUGUGAUGAAGCAACUUCAGCUCUUGAUUCGAGUUCUGAAAGAAAAGUUCAAGCAGCUCUUGAUAAUGUUAUGCAAAACAGAACAUCAAUCAUCGUUGCUCACAGAUUGUCAACAAUAAAGCAUUCUGAUAUUAUUUUUGUUUUCGAUGCUGGAAAGAUUGUUGAAUCAGGAACACAUGAUGAACUUUUGUCACAUAAGGGAGCUUACUUUAAUCUUGUUUCAAGACAACUUCUUACUGAAAGUUCCAAAAAAGAUGAACCGAUCAACAGUGCAAGAUCAAUAGAAAAAUCUCAUAAGGAAGAGGCACAAAUAGAAAUCAAGAAUGAUGAAACCAGUGAUAACAAAUCAUCUAAUGAUGGAUCUCAUGAAAAGGAAGAACACAAAGAAAUCAAAAACAAAGAAAAACCUUCCGAAAUCAAAACAAACCUUGAAAAUGAAGAUAAUACAGAAAACAUUGAAUCAAAAAAAGAAAUCAAAGAUAAUUAUGAUACAAAUGAUCCUUCUGAUUACUCAGAAUAUUCUUAUAGCUCCGAAAGCAGUAUAUCUGUUUAA
Molecule: messenger RNA, 2199 nt
Organism: Trichomonas vaginalis G3
Lineage: Eukaryota; Parabasalia; Trichomonadida; Trichomonadidae
Product: ATP-binding cassette sub-family B family
Exons: 1
Coding region: 1-2199 (732 amino acids)
Biological process (GO): transmembrane transport
Cellular component (GO): membrane
Molecular function (GO): ABC-type oligopeptide transporter activity; ATP binding; ATP hydrolysis activity
Source: RefSeq, a predicted model, not a curated record